This is a messenger RNA of Cutaneotrichosporon oleaginosum, 1132 nucleotides long. RefSeq lists its product as uncharacterized. Gene Ontology annotation, molecular function: adenosine deaminase activity. Gene Ontology annotation, biological process: adenosine catabolic process; inosine biosynthetic process. Lineage: Eukaryota; Fungi; Basidiomycota; Tremellomycetes; Trichosporonales; Trichosporonaceae. The record is from RefSeq and is a predicted model, not a curated record.
CUUUCCCUCGCACCCUCAACUCAGCAUGUCAGACAUUGCAGAUGACGAGUACUGCCGCCGCCUGCCCAAGGUCGAGCUCCACGCCCAUCUAAGCGGCAGCGUGACGCCUGCCGUCCUGCAAGAAAUAUGGGCGGACCUGCCCGCGGCCGAGCGCGCCUCCCUCACGCCUCCGCUCGAAGCGCUCGCGGACCCCACAGGCGCGCAGGGGAUACGUACGUUCUUCGCGCACUUCAACACGUACAUCUACCGCCUGCUCUGUACGCCCGGUGCGCUGGCGCGCGCGACGCGCGCCGUCCUGCGCGGCUUCGCGGACGACGGCGUCGUCUACCUCGAGCUGCGUACGACGCCGCGCGCGCUCCCCGGCGCGCCGGCAGACGUGGGCGUCCGCGUCGUCUUGGACGUCAUCGAAGAAUGGAACCGCGCAGAGUCCAUGCCCGUGCGCCUCAUCCUCUCGGUCGACCGGGCGAAGCACGGGCCGGCGGAAGCGGAGGCGAUCGUCGACCUCGCGCUCGCGCUGCGCGCCGAAGGCCGGCCCGUCGUCGGCCUCGACGUGUGCGGCGACCCGGCGGCGCCGCGCCCCGUAGCCGCCCUCCGGCCGGCGUUUGCGCGCGCGCGCGCCGCGCACCUCCCCUGCGUCCUGCACUUUGCCGAGAUUCCCGCGUCGACGGCCGAGCUCCACGAGCUCUUGGACUGGCGGCCGCGGCGGGUGGGCCACGCGAUCCACACGCCGCCCGAGAUCGUGGAGCGCAUCGUGCGCGAGCGCGUCGGCGUAGAGAUGUGUCUCUCGUGUAAUGUCCUCGCGGGCAUGUUGCCGUGCGCCGAGCGCGCCGACGCGCGGCCGGGGAUUGCAGACCACCACUUCGGCGAGUGGUGGCGCCGCGGCGGGGCGAUUUGUCUUGGCACGGACGAUAUUGGGGUAUUCGCGAGUAGCAGUUCGGAGGAGCAUGCGCAUGCCGCGCAGCACUUUGGGCUCGGGCGCGCGGACUUGCUCGAGCUGAGCAGGCGGGCGGUCGCGGGCGCGCUGGACGAGACGCAGGGCCCGAGGGUGGAGAGGUUGUUAAGAGAGUUUGCGGAGAGGGAGGGCGUCGAGUGGGCUUACGGGGUACAGUCAUGGCAAGAGUGUAAUGCAUAA